Mercurialis annua (annual mercury) is the source of this 1478-nucleotide messenger RNA. Its product is annotated as perakine reductase-like. Lineage: Eukaryota; Viridiplantae; Streptophyta; Magnoliopsida; Malpighiales; Euphorbiaceae. The record is from RefSeq and is a predicted model, not a curated record. The transcript is spliced from 7 exons. Bases 257 to 1297 code for a protein of 346 amino acids. Gene Ontology annotation, cellular component: cytoplasm.
AGGGCCGGUAUCACCGGAGAAAGGGGUGGCCAUCCCUUGCCCCACCGGUAUCUUUGUCACUUGUAAAGUAGGUGGAAGAUGUUGCUGACAUAUGACCGUGCGUUCUAAGUUCAUCGCCGGGGGUAGUGCUGACGUGUGACAAUGCGUCAGUGACUAGAGCAACAAGCCAACAAGUCAAUCGCUGAACCAACUCCACUUCUCUAAAUAAGAUAAUAAAGAACGAACCACUUCCUCUCUCACACUCGCUCACUCGGACAUGGCACAGAAUCAACAAAUUGUAAUUCCACGAGUCAAACUCGGUAACCAGGGUUUAGAGGUCUCAAAGUUAGGAUUUGGAUGUAUGGGGCUUAGUGGCAUGUACAAUGGCCCUGUCUCUGAAGAGGUUUGCAAUGCAAUGAUUAAGGAAGCAUUUGAUCGAGGGGUUACAUUUUUCGACACAGCUGAUGUUUAUGGACCUCGUACUAACGAAGUUUUGGUUGGGAAGGCGCUAAAGCAGUUGCCGAGAGAGAAAAUCCAGCUGGCCACCAAAUUUGGUAUUGUUAUCAACAGAACUGAUUAUGCAAAUGCCUCGGUCAAUGGCAAACCGGAAUAUGUUCGUGAAUGCUGUGAGGCUAGCCUUAAGCGUCUUGAUGUGGAUUACAUUGAUCUCUACUAUCAACAUCGUAUUGACACUUCAAUACCGAUAGAGGAAACUAUGGGAGAGCUUAAGAAGUUAGUGGAAGAAGGAAAGAUUAAGUAUGUCGGAUUAUCUGAAGCAAGUCCUGACACCAUAAGGAGAGCACACGCAGUUCAUCCCAUCACUGCCGUGCAGAUGGAAUGGUCACUUUGGACUCGCGACAUUGAAGACGAAAUAAUUCCACUUUGCAGGGAACUUGGAAUUUCCAUAGUGCCAUAUAGCCCUCUUGGUCGAGGCUUUUUUGGGGGCAGAGCAGUUGUGGAAAGUUUGCCUGCAGAGACUGUACUGAAAAACCAUCCGAGAUUCACAGAAGAAAAUAUCGAGAAGAACAAGAUAUUUUAUACUCGGGUAGAAAAUUUGGCCAAGUUAUUCGGAUGUAGUCCUGCUCAGCUUGCCCUUGCUUGGGUUCUUAAUCAAGGGGACGAUGUUGUUCCCAUCCCCGGGACAACGAAGAUUAAAAAUCUUAUAGACAAUAUAGAGGCUGUCAGAAUCGAGCUAACGAAAGAUGAGAUGAAGGAGAUCUCCGAUGCUGUUCCCAUUAAUGAAGUAGCUGGAGUUAGAUCUUACAACUAUAAGCAAACCUUCAAAUUUGCUGAUACACCACUGCCUCAAUAUGCCUAAACUGCAACUUGAAUGAACAAAUUGCAGACAAGAUGAAUUUGUUCUUGAACUGUUUAAUCUGAUAUUAUUAUUCUGAAUUAUAGCUGUUUUAUUGAUUAUCAAAUUCAGCAGCGUACUGUAUGUCACAGUUUAUGUAAUUUUAAUGGGUAAACUUAAUUCAAAUCAAAGGUGAAUAAGUAAA